Danio aesculapii is the source of this 939-nucleotide messenger RNA. Its product is annotated as protein shisa-5-like. The transcript is spliced from 5 exons. The record is from RefSeq and is a predicted model, not a curated record. NCBI's taxonomy places the organism in Eukaryota, Metazoa, Chordata, Actinopteri, Cypriniformes, Danionidae. Bases 8 to 712 code for a protein of 234 amino acids.
GAGCUGCAUGGCUUCCAGCAUCCCGCUUCUUCUCCUGCUGUUCGCGGGUUUAUUCCGGAAUAUUGUCAGCUAUGAAGACUGUUACAAUUAUAUUAAGAAUGAAUUUGUAGUCUGUGGUUGGUUGACCGACAAUUUCUGCUGUGGGACCUGUAAUGGCACUCACUGCUGCAAUGACCCUCAUAAAAGAAUCACCAGAGAAGAAUUAGACGACUGUUUUUGGAAAGACUUCAAGGCUUUGGAAGGAAAGUUGAAUUUUCUUCAACCAAAGAAAGUCACAACUGACAACACAUAUGUCGCAGUUUAUUGCUCCUUAAUUGGAGUUGUGGCCUUCAUCGUUGUGUUCAUCAUCUGCUGGGUCUCUCCCUCCUGCUUUCUCCAUAAGAGAUUCAGAAAUCCUGGACCCGUGUUGGCGACAACUACAUUCGUGACGACACAGUGCCUUCCACAGCUUGACAGUAAGAGCGGCCACUACCCUCCAUACCAGCCUUUGAGAAAUGAAACACCACACGGAGACCAACCCAUGCCAACUGGACAUUUGAAUGGACCACCACCAUCAUAUCUGGAUGCUGAUGGAGGUCAGACUGUGGACCCUAAACAACCAGCAAUGCCAAUCGACUAUACUUCGCUUCCAUUAGCAGUAAACCCUGUUUACGUGGAAUCACCGGGAACAACUAUGACUACACGGGUUCAGAUGCCCAAGACUGGUUACUAAACCACAUCCAGCGAAUCUGAGAUUGUAAACUUGUUAGAUUGUGAAUAUAUUGAUUUUAGUUCAUUAAAUGUUACCUGCAAGUGUUAAGUUGACUAUCAGAGUCUGGAGUUGGAGAAACCUAAUGUUUUGAACUUGUUAAUCUUUCAGUUUUCACGCAGAGGAAAUUUUGAGUAUAGUUUUCUUCAGUUUUCAUGGAUUUAGACAUUAAAAACAAUGUUCAAACUGCA